AUGAUUCUGUCUCUCAAUCAUCUGCCGGAAGAGAUCCUUCAUUCGAUCCUAUGUUACUCACAUCCACGGUCUGCUGCAGCUCUCCAACAAACCAGCCGCUGGUUCGCAGAUGUGACGAAACGACCCUUACUAUGGCGACAUUACUGCCGAACCUACUACAAAUUCUGGGAUCGGAGACAUGACAUUUACCGGCAAUUUAUCCUCCCAACAACGUCUGUGGAUUGGAAAGCUUUGUUUAUUCAAAGAUAUGGUAUCGAUGGCUCUGUCGCCCAACUUCUGGACAGUAUUCUUGGCAGCCAGACAGGGCGGAUUGAGAAGUUCCGAGCCGUGAUCGAGUUCGGCUAUGAUGCAAAAGAUACGCUGUUAAGGAAUUGCCAAGUUCAGGAGUGUGAUGAUUAUCUCGCAAGGAGCAUAAGAUACUAUGCCCGUGCCCUUUUGACUUGUCUACACCGAAGUAUUGCGGUUCCGGAGUGGGAUAAAUUACGACGUGGCGAGGCAGUCACACUCGACCGCGCCCUGGGCGCAUUCGACCUUUUCAUCCCGGAAAGCGGGUAUGGCGAUUUUGACGAGCUUGAGCAUGCCAUGGCACAAGUGGGUCACUGGCGCCGAACCCGGCGAGCCCAUGUAUCUCGAUCCAUUUCGAGGAGCGAGGAGACGCCGGUCUCCGACCUGCGACAACAGCUGGUAUUCCUCGGCGCAUCUGAGACAGAGCAGAAUGAAUUUCUCGGCGAAUCGUUUCCCUCGGAGGUUGUCUUGCGGUGCAGCAAGAACAUUGUCAACUCAAUCCAUUCUGCAUCCAGGCAAUUCGAUUUACAUGCUUCACCGGUGGACAUCGUGAGUGCGAAAUAUGCGGCUUCGUGGUCAUCAAUGCUUCUUUCAGCCGAUUCGCGGCCAAUGGAUUUACGACACCAACUGGCGUUAUUGAUGGAGCUCUUUGCAACUGACUUUCCCUCUGAUAUCUUUUUGGUGGAGCAGUACAUUGUGCCUUUGUUCAAUGGCCUUCUUGAACAUGAACAUAUACUCGAAAGCCUUCACGUCAUGCGAGCCGUGGACGAGAUUCCGAAGCAGGUCCAUCGCCGAACCGGUGAGAACAGAGCUGUCCGGUAUAAGGUUGGACAGGUCUUCCAGCAUCGCCGAUAUCAUUACCGGGCCAUUAUCACCGGCUGGGACUCGGAAUGUGGCGCUGGGGAACAGUGGAUGAGGCGCAUGGGCAUCGACCGUUUACAAGCUGGUCGCCACCAGAGCUUUUAUCAUGUUCUGGUCGAAGAUCGAAGUGUUCGGUAUGUUGCCGAGGAGAAUAUCAGCCUUGUUCUGCCUGAUGUUGAGGAGCUACCUUCAAGCCUAAUGAGUAUUGCUGGCAAGCAUUUUAAAAGGUGGGACAGAACCGUGCAAGCCUUUGUUAGUAAUGUCAAGGAUGAGUACCCUGAUGAUUAG
Messenger RNA from Penicillium manginii, 1434 nucleotides. RefSeq lists its product as uncharacterized. The record is from RefSeq and is a predicted model, not a curated record. NCBI's taxonomy places the organism in Eukaryota, Fungi, Ascomycota, Eurotiomycetes, Eurotiales, Aspergillaceae. Gene Ontology annotation, molecular function: DNA binding; protein binding. The coding region runs from base 1 to 1434 and encodes 477 amino acids. The transcript is spliced from 4 exons.